This is a messenger RNA of Fusarium oxysporum Fo47, 1218 nucleotides long. RefSeq lists its product as uncharacterized. Lineage: Eukaryota; Fungi; Ascomycota; Sordariomycetes; Hypocreales; Nectriaceae. Gene Ontology annotation, cellular component: endoplasmic reticulum membrane. Gene Ontology annotation, biological process: regulation of store-operated calcium entry. Bases 240 to 1139 code for a protein of 299 amino acids. The record is from RefSeq and is a predicted model, not a curated record. The transcript has a single exon.
CAGAGCUUACUACAACGAUCGCCACAUCAUCUCAUUCAAGCCCAUCUUUAGACUUCUUAUCGCCACGGCACGUGUCCAACUUAACACGUCUCCUUCUGUCCAAGAUAAAACUAAACUCCCAUCACUUCCAAAACCUCACCAUACUCGCCAUACCAGAAUCUCGCGAUAAGCAUACGGGCACAGGCUCGCACACAGAGUUCGUAUAGUCGACCCUAUAGCGUCAUAGCCCCCAAAACAUCAUGAUACCUGGCUCUCUCGCCUGGCUACUUGCACUGCCGGCUUUUGCGCUGGCCGCCCGCCCCAAGGAUGCCAUCAAGCUUUCCGAUGUGCGAUCUCUCACCCUCCGCGGUAAUGGAGCCAUGACGAAUCAUCGCCGUGUUGGCGCUAUUCCCCAACUGCGCUGUGUCUCCAAGAAGGCGCUCUGUGAACUUUACGACAUCGAUGUGAUGCGCUGCACCAAUGAAGGCUCCGGCUGGGGUGAUGAGGAUAUUCAAUGGAGCUGUACUGCCUCGCUUCCAGAGGAGCUCAAGCUUGUCACGACGGAUGUGAUCUGUGAGGGUUAUAACUCUCCCGACGACCCCUAUGUUCUGAAGGGUAGUUGCGGUGUUGAAUACAGAGUUGCCUUGACAAGGAAGGGCGAACGCCGUUAUCCAAAUAUCGCCAACGGAGGAUGGUUUAGUGACGGCAGAGGUGGUACUGACUGGGGGGCUCUACUCUUCACGAUUAUUUUCGUUGCUAUUCUCGGCUGGAUCAUUUACUCAGCGUGUUACAGAGCACAAGAUGCUGGUGGCAACUCUAACCGACCACGACGCCGUCGCGACGGAUGGUCCUCCGGAGGAUGGGGUCCCGGAUGGGGUCCUGACGGCGAUGACCCUCCACCUCCAUAUCCCGGUUCUAAGCCUUCUUCGCAAUCUGACACUUGGAGACCCGGGUUCUGGAGUGGUGCCGCAGGAGGAGCCGCAGCAGGAUACUGGGCUGGUAGCCGUAAUCAGCAAAACCAUCAUAAUCACCACAACGAUGGGUAUGGCAGCAUCGGACGUGGAGGUUCUGGAUGGGGUGGUCAUUCUGGAUCGUCAUCUGGAUCCAACAAUUCGAAUCGUCAUGAGAGCACUGGUUUUGGUUCAACCAGCCGUAGAUAGAUAAUCACCCCGUUAGACACAUGUACCAGAGUUCCGAAUUUUUUUGGUAGCAUAAUCGACGCUUUCCCAUUUAUCCUGC